AACUGCUUCGAGCUCUACAUCCCCGACAACAAGGACCAGGUGAUCAAGGCCUGCAAGACGGAGGCGGACGGGCGCGUGGUGGAGGGGAACCACACCGUGUACCGCAUCUCUGCCCCGACGCCCGAGGAGAAGGAGGAGUGGAUCAAGUGCAUCAACAAGUUCGUGGGCAGCGAGGAGGCCGCGGCCGUGCUGGACGAGUUCUUCAAGCAGCAGGACGUGCUGGAGCUGGGGCUGGGGCUGAGCCCUGCCGGGCAGCUCCUGCCGACCGCUGGCUUCCCACCCGCCCUCAGGGGCAAGGACGUCUACUUCGUGAGGAAGAAGAGGGAGAACAUCACCCAGGAGAACUGCAAGAGCGGGCUGCUGGUGGGCGACGUCGGCCCCUCGCCGGUGGAGCAGCUCGGCACCGUGAUGGAGGAGACCCGCAGCUUCCUGAGCCCCGAGGAUGUGAUGAAGGGGCUGCAAGGAGAAACCGAGGAGACCCUAGAGGGAAUGAGACUGAGCGUUUCCACCAUAGAGAAGCUCUUCCAGUCCUACAGCACUUACUGCUCCGACCUGAUGCCCACGUUGUUCCCGGAGGAGUCGCAGCUCUGGGAGCUUCCCCCCUCUCUCAUCUUCAGGAGAACGGACUCCUUCUUGCACAGGCUCAGGACCAUCGAGGUGACAGCACGGCGUUUUGGGGCGCGGCACCAGGUGCGAGAGCUCUACCGGACAGCCGACGAGUUUCUGAAGCUGGAGAAGGCAGAGCUGGGAGAAGUGAGAGGAAACGUCCUCGGGAGCCGGGUGUUUCAGAUCUACGAGGAGGUCUCUGAACUCGUUAAGGGCUUUGCUGAUUGCAAAUACGAUCCCUUGGAUCCUGCAGAAGAGCAAUGGGACAAAGACUGCAAAUUUGCAGAGUUCCAGAAGAAGCUGCAGGACAAGGACAGGCGGCUGGCCACCGUCUUCUGCCAAGGCUCCGAGGACUGCAACUGCCUGGCAUCCGCUGUGAAGAGCAUCUCACUGUCCGUGUUCCUGGCGCAGCCCGAGGUCAAGGUCUCCAUCAGCCAGUUCAUGUCCUACGUCCACAGGAGCGUUAAGGAGAUGUCCGAGACCUACCUGGCCCGAGCUCACUGCCAAGAUCGAGAGGCUGGAGAAGGGGCUGAUGAAGUUGCAGAGCACAGUGUCGCAGCGGUACAGGAGGGGCUGCUGUUGCAGAAUAUCCACCUCGUGGCACGGUGGCUGGGCACACUGGAGAAGCUGGUGGAGCGGCACAGCCUGGGCAGCCACACCGACUACCGGGUGUUCAUGAGCGCCGAGCCAGCCCCCAGCCCCGAGGCACACAUCAUCCAGCAGGGACUGCUGGAAAACNUCUUUCUUUUAAUAAACAGCCCUCCGUUCUCCCCUGCCAGCACCCGUUCAUUUUCAAUGGAGGGAUGGCUGAUCGCGAUAUUCACUCGUUCACUUGCAAACCCACUCUCGCUUUUGUCCCCACUGCAGGACACGCUAGGGAUGUGCAGCAAAGAAACCCAGUUCAAAUGCGUCCUGUUUGCACUCUGUUAGUUCCACGCAGUGGUGGCCGAGCGGCGCAAGUUUGGCCCUCAGGGCUGGAACAGAUCUUACCCCUUCAACAGCGGUGACCUGGCCACAUCCAUCAACGUCCUGCGCAACUGCCUGGAGGCCAGCCCCAAGGUACCCUGGGACGACCUCCGGUACCUCUUCGGUGAAAUCAUGUACGGGGGGCACAUCACAGACGACUGGGACCGCCGGCUGUGUCGCACCUACCUGAGCGAAUACGUCCGCGAGGAGAUGCUGGCAGGGGAAGCGUGCUUAGCUCCGGGGUUUGUGAUCCCUCCCAGCUUGGAUUACAAGGGCUACCACGAGUACAUCGACGACAACCUGCCCCCCGAGAGCCCCUACCUGUACGGCCUCCACCCCAGCGCGGAAAUCGGCUUCCUGACGGUCACUUCGGACGGGCUUUUUCGGACAGUUCUGGAAAUGCAGCCCAAAGAAUCGGACGCUGGAGGAGGCGCGGGUGUCUCCCAAGAGGAAAAGGUGAAGUCAGUCCUAGACGAGAUUAUCGCGAGGCUGCUGGAGCCGUUCAAUAUGGAGGAGAUCAUGGCGAAAGCGGUGGACAAGACCCCGUACGUUGUAGUUGCCUUCCAGGAAUGUGAGAGAAUGAACAUCUCGACCCAAGAGAUCAGGCACUCUCUGAAAGAGAUAGACUUGGGCCUGCAGGGAGAACUAACGAUUACGUCACACAUAGAGGAGCUGGAGAACGCGCUCUUCUACGACAGCGUUCCUGAAUCCUGGACACGUUACACCUAUCCCUUUCUCCUUAGCUUAGGAGCCUGGUACGCAGACCUGCUCCUUCGGAUUAGGGAACUGGAAGUCUGGACAACAGACUUUGUACUGCCUGCAACAGUGUGGCUGGCAGGAUUCUUCAGCCCCCAGUCCUUCCUCACUGCCAUCAUGCAGUCCACGACCAGGAAAAACAAAUGGCCGCUGGACAAGAUGUGUCUGUCAGUGGAAGUGACCAAGAAAAACCGUGAGGAUGUAAAAGCUCCACUCAGAGAAGGCUCCUACGUGCAUGGAUUAUUCAUGGAAGGCGCUCACUGGGACAUCCCUUCUGGUGCGAUCGCAGACGCUCGGCUGAAGGAGUUGACGCCGAUGAUGCCAGUCAUCUUCAUCAGAGCCAUCCCUGCGGACCGCAUGGACACCAAGAACGUCUAUGAAUGUCCUGUCUAUAAGACCCGGACGCGAGGUCCCACCUAUGUCUGGACCUUUAACCUAAAGACAAAAGAAAACGCUGCGAAGUGGGUCCUCGCCACUGUGGCUCUGCUCUUACAGAUCUAAACUUCAAUGACUGUGGAAAACAGCAAAUGCUUUUACUUGCAAAA
Molecule: messenger RNA, 2873 nt
Organism: Opisthocomus hoazin
Lineage: Eukaryota; Metazoa; Chordata; Aves; Opisthocomiformes; Opisthocomidae
Source: RefSeq, a predicted model, not a curated record